Saimiri boliviensis boliviensis (Bolivian squirrel monkey) is the source of this 755-nucleotide messenger RNA. RefSeq lists its product as uncharacterized. The record is from RefSeq and is a predicted model, not a curated record. NCBI's taxonomy places the organism in Eukaryota, Metazoa, Chordata, Mammalia, Primates, Cebidae.
GAAGGGGCUGAUGGGGUUCCCGCACCAGGAUCCGGGACCCGAGGAGGCGACCCGCCUAUCACGCGCCGCCCGCGGAGGGCAGAGGAGGCAGCUCCUACCAGGCGUCCCCGACCGUCCCGGCUGCCGGGCGUCUCCCGCUGCCGCCUGCAGCCCGCCCGGCGCGCCCCCGCCCCAACCCCGGAGGGCAGGUACCUCGGAGCCCCGGCCCCCGGGAGCCUCCCGGCCGCGGUCGGAGCGUCCCUCCGGAUCCCUCAUCCGACGUCAGCGUCAGCCGAAGGCGAGGGAAAGGGGCGGGGGAGCGCAGGAGCCGGCCCUUCCUGCGGCGGCCGCCACCAGCCGGAAUAGCAGCCGGCGGUGCCCGUGCGCGCCGCAGCGCAGCGCAGCGGCCGGGGGGAGCGGGCGCCCUCGCCACCCGGCUACUGACCGUCGCCUGGGCUCCGCCGCCGCCUCCCUUCCCCGCUUCUUCCCUCCCGCAAACGCCCGCCGGGGCGACCCCCUCCGAGGGCGACCACAGGGAGGUGUUCCACGUGGCCGUAGCGUUUGCGUCACAAUGACCUGGCUGACAGGUGGGAGCCAAGGCGUACACCCCAGGGUUCCCUCCGUGCUGUGCCCAGUGCCUGCUGCUUGCUUCUAGGUUAAAUUUCUGUGGCUUUAGAGGACAGGAGGCUUCAUGACUUUGCCAAGAAAAGUUAGAGGCCUGCUGUACCUGGAAAUCAAGUUUGAGCUUAAAGAAUAAAGGAUAUAUUUUAAAAACA